Messenger RNA from Pungitius pungitius (ninespine stickleback), 1911 nucleotides. It is a transcript of the gene mphosph8, whose product is annotated as M-phase phosphoprotein 8. The transcript has 10 exons. NCBI's taxonomy places the organism in Eukaryota, Metazoa, Chordata, Actinopteri, Perciformes, Gasterosteidae. The coding region runs from base 16 to 1266 and encodes 416 amino acids. Gene Ontology annotation, molecular function: protein binding. Gene Ontology annotation, cellular component: cilium. The record is from RefSeq and is a predicted model, not a curated record.
AGCACCUUUAUAGAUAUGUGGACGUGUCUCCUUCCAGCCUCCAGGGCCGGCCAGAGUCACGGCUUCAGCCUGGACAGCGAGGAGAGGGAGGGGGAGGAGCCAGCGGCCAAGGUGAAGCCGGCCGAGGAUCCCCGGGAGCGGAGCUGGGAGAGGAAGACCCCGACGGAGGAGAGGAGGAAGAGGAGGGACGACAGUGAGCCCAGGCUCCACAUGGCGUGCGAAGACAACCUGGACGGCCAGGAGCCACCGGGGGGCGCCGACAAGUCCGACAAGGGCCAGGCCACGUUGAGCCUGGGAAUGGACCUCAACCUGGACUGGAUGACUCUGGACGACUUCCAGAAGCAUCUGAACGGGGAGGACGAGAUCCUGUCGGGUCCGCCGCUAUCGCCCAGUGAGUUGCGUGAUGCUGUGAAGAGUGGAGACUACAUGGCUGUGAAAUUGGCCCUUAAUUCCAAAGAGGACUACAAUCUGGACCAAGAGGACGUCAGCGGCAUGUCCCUGAGCAUGCUGGCCGCGGCGGGGGGGCAGGACGACAUCCUGCGGCUGCUGAUCAAGAAGGGGGUGAGGGUGAACGGGCGACAGAAGAACGGCACCACGGCGCUGAUGCACGCCGCCGAGAAGAAUUUCUUGACCACCGUUGCCAUCCUGCUGGAGGCGGGUUCCUACGUCAACGCUCAGACGCUGAGCGGGGAGACUGCGCUGAUGAGGGCGUGCAAGAGGGGGAACGCCGACGUGGUGCGCCUCCUGCUGGAGUACGGGGCCGACUGCAACGUGGUGUCCAAGAACAAGACGGUCGCCAUGUACUUCGCCAAGCUGGGCAACAACCUGAUGGUGUGCGACCUCAUCAAGGACCACACGGCCAUGCUGUCCAGCGUGGCGGAGGACACCAUCCGGGCCUACUUUGAGUCCCGCCUGGUGCUGCUGGAGCCCGUCUUCCCGCUCGCCUGCCAUCGGCUCUGCGAGGGUCCCGACUUCUCCCUGGACUUUGGCUUCAAGUCGCAGCCGCAGCCCGAGGGCUCGGGCAUCCUCCUCUUCAUCUUCCACGCCAACUUCCUGUCUGAGAUCACGGCACGGCUGUGUGGUCCCUGCAGCGUUCACGCCGUGGUUCUCAACGACAAGUUCCAGCUGCCCAUCUUCCUGGACAGUCACUUCAUCUACUCCUUCAGUCCGGUUCCAGGCAUCAACCGACUCUUCAUCCGACUGGCAGACGCCCCGGCAGCCAAGGUGAAGCUCCUCAUCUGUGCGUACAGAGUCCAGCUGCAGUGAAACGCACUGAUGAACACACACACACACACACACACUCUGAAGAGGGAGGAAGAAGCCUGGUGUGUGGAGUCCGGUCCGGGUCUUGUUUGCUGCGUGAAUCCGGAGGACAAGGAGACGUCGAUCUGAACUUCCUCACAGUGACCAUGUACCUCCAGGAUCUCCAGAACCCCCCCCCCCCCCCCCCCCCAGAACUUUCCUCCCUCCCUCAGUGUGGAUGAAAUGAAGUUUCUCUGGAUUAUUUUCCUAUUUUUAACAUCAUUAUUUUCUCUGACCCCGGUGAUGCCCCCCCCCCUUUUGUUGUUGUUGACACUUUAUGACAGACUUAUUUCAGCAUCAACUCCCUGGUGCUCCUUCACCUCCUGCUUGUUGCUCCUGACCUUCACGUCACUGAAGAGGUCCAUUUUGCUUUUUAUCUUCCCAAUGCAGAGUUGCUGUUUAUAUUUUCUGACCUGUAAAUAUUCACAUAUAUAGACAUAUAUACGGGAGUACGUUUUUUUGGAUGGGGGGUUGAGAUAUUUGUGGGAAUGUUUAAGGGCUAGACGUGUGUCGGGGGGCUCUCUGCGGACAAUCUUGUUUGUGAAAGCAAAUGCAAAUACUGGUUUUUAAUUAUUGAGAUUAUCCUCCAAAUAAACAUCUUCACAUUGA